Gossypium raimondii (Peruvian cotton) is the source of this 1943-nucleotide messenger RNA. Its product is annotated as UBP1-associated protein 2B. The record is from RefSeq and is a predicted model, not a curated record. Gene Ontology annotation, molecular function: RNA binding. Bases 63 to 1562 code for a protein of 499 amino acids. The transcript is spliced from 2 exons. NCBI's taxonomy places the organism in Eukaryota, Viridiplantae, Streptophyta, Magnoliopsida, Malvales, Malvaceae.
CUAGGUUGUCCCGAUUCUCAGUUCAUCCCUAAAUUUGAUUUUGCAAAUCUUUGAAUUCCUCCAUGGCCAGAAAGCGAAAGCAAAGCUCCUCUGACCCAGAACCCCCGAAAAUAGCGUCGGAACCUCAACCGGUCCAAGAAAAACAGCAGCAACAACCUGUAUACAUAUCCGAAGAUCCGAACCCGAACCCAAUCGUGGACGAAGAACAGCAAAUACUAGAAGUGGAAGAGGAAAUCGAAGAAGAAGUAGAAGUAGAAGAGGAAUUUGAAGAAGAGGAGGAGGAGGAGGAGGAGGAGGAGGAGGAGGAAGAUGACGAGGACGACGAAGAAGCGGAAAACGAAACCUUAGUAGGUUCAUCAUACGCGGCCGUCUUAAAUGGAGCACCCAGAGAAGCGGGUCGAGAAGAUGAAUCCGACGACGAACCGGUCGAGAAAAUUCUAGAACCGUUCGCUAAAGAUCAAUUGAUUACCCUUAUUAAAAAAGCGGUCGAGAAUCACCCGGAUUUUAUCUCGUCGGUUCGGGAGUUCGCGGAUGCGGACCCGGCCCAUCGGAAGAUCUUCGUACACGGGUUGAGUUGGGAUACCACUGCCGAAACCCUUACCGCCGAGUUUUCAAAGUACGGCGAGAUCGAAGAAUGCAAAGCGGUUACUGAUAGGGUUUCCGGGAAAUCGAAAGGGUACGCUUUUAUUCUAUUUAAACAUAGGAGUGGGGCGCGGCGGGCUUUGAAACAGCCACAGAAGAAGAUCGGUAUUCGAACCACUUCUUGUCAGCUGGCAGUGCAAGGACCGGUUCCUGCUCCGCCUCCCACUGGUCCACCGGUUUCCGAGUAUACCCAGAGGAAGAUUUUUGUUAGUAACGUAUCGCCUGAAUUGGACCCGGAGCAUUUGCUUGAGUUUUUUAAACAGUAUGGGGAAAUUGAAGAAGGUCCAAUGGGGCUUGAUAAGCAGACAGGGAAACCUAAAGGGUUUGCUCUUUUUGUAUAUAGGUCGGUCGAGAGUGCAAAAAAAGCAUUAGAGGAGCCUCAUAAGAAUUUUCAAGGUCAUGUUCUUCAUUGCCAGAAGGCCAUUGAUGGGCCAAAACAGACUAAAGGUGUUUCUGGUGGGCAUCAUCAGCAGUAUCAGCAUCAUCACCAAGGGCAACAUCAGAGCCAGUCUCAUUACCAUCAUGCUAAGAAGGGGAAGUAUUCGACUGGUGGGUCAGAGACUGGUCAUUUGAUGGCACCAUCAGGGCCUGCUGGAGCUGGGUUCAACCAUGGUGUUGCUGCUGCUGGGUUUAACCCUGGAGUGGCUGCUGCUGCACCGGGUUUAAACCCUGCUCUGGGACAAGCUUUGACUGCGUUGCUCACUUCACAGGGAGCUGGUUUGGGGAUCGGUAAUCUGCUUGGAGGGUUUACUGGUGCGGCUGCGAACCAGGGAGCACAUGCUGCCGGUUAUGGGAAUCAGGUUGCAGGAGGCUACGGAAACCAGAUGGGGGUGCAGGGUGGGUAUCAUAACCCACAAUUGGGGCAGGGCGGUGCUGGUAGGUCUCAACCUGGUGGUGGUGCUCCUUAUAUGGGCCAUUAGGUAAGCCCCAAGAUUCUCUCAUAGAUGCAUCAAUCAUUUUUUUUUCGACUCUGGUGAUUCUGAAGUUACUGGCACUCUUUGCAAAUGUGGUCUUUAAAUUUGUAACAAAAGUCAACCUCAAACCUGUAUUUUUAUUUCUAUUUAGAACUCUUUCCCCCUCACUUGUUUUAAAAAAAGAUGUACUAUUUCAGCUUGGAUAUUCGUUUCUUGAAAAGUGUUGGGGAACAGGUAGAAUUUCCUCGCAGAGGACACAAUUGCUGUUUUCAGGCUUUCAAGUGUUACGCAAACAAUGACCUUUUUUUUCUUUUUUGAACAUUUUCUUAAAUUGACAGAUGUUUUAUGGUGACUAUUUCUUAUAUGAAUCAGAAUGUUUUUAAUUUA